This is a messenger RNA of Tarenaya hassleriana, 3294 nucleotides long. RefSeq lists its product as uncharacterized. NCBI's taxonomy places the organism in Eukaryota, Viridiplantae, Streptophyta, Magnoliopsida, Brassicales, Cleomaceae. The record is from RefSeq and is a predicted model, not a curated record. The transcript is spliced from 9 exons. Bases 453 to 2978 code for a protein of 841 amino acids.
CCCUUCUCUCUAAAAUCUUCUGUCUCUCUCUCUCUCUCCCCCUCAGAAAACUCCCCCUCUCUCGCAUCAUUUAUAAAUUCCGAUCAUCGUCUCGUCAUCUCCUUCGAUCUCUACCCAAAUUUUCUGUGUUUGAUUAUGAAUUUUGACCAAUUCUUUCCAAGGGAGCUAGGCUUCUUGUUGCACUUUUAUUCAUUUUGUGUUCGCCAUUGACGAAGAGUUUCCAGAUGUGAUAUGAAUUGGAGAACUUUUGGCUCUGAAAUUUUCGAAUCGAUUUAUCAGGACGGAUACAGGGCGUUUGUGCAUUUAGGGACUGAUUCUUGGUUUGUGGAGCAAUGAUGAUUCGAUUUUAGAUUUUUGAGUUUGAUGGGGUUCUUGGGUUGUUCGUCACAUGGAUUGAAGGAAGAAUUGUAGGUGGUAAUAAGGAGAGAGAGUUUUUUUUUAUAGGUGUGAGGAUGACAGAUAUUCAGCCUCUGCAGCAAAAACCGGAAUCUGCGGAUGAUGCUCGUUCCGAGUUUGAGCGUGGAUUGGAGGAGUUCAUGCGAGGACACUUGGAUGAUUGCAUGUCUUUCGGGUCGUGCAGCUCGACGCAUAACCCAGAUGACGAUAAUGAUGAGGAUGAUCAUCAGCUAGUUAGGAGGAGACGGAGGUCCGAACUCGAAGGAGACGAUUUGGCUGAAUCCUCUAGGAGGCGCCAGUCUCGGCUUCUGAGCCGCUGGGCUGCUCGGCAGGCUCAGGAGAUGAUUACCACCAUUGAGAGGAGGAACCGUGAGUCUGAAUUGAUUGCCCUUGCGGGUUUACAAACCGUCUCAAUGCUUGAUUCAUCGUUCCUUAGGGAGUCGCAGUCUCCGUCCUCUAGGCGUCAGGGGGCUACUGAGAGGCCUAGCACUCAAGCAUCUGCAAUCCUGCAGAUGUGGAGGGAGCUGGAAGAUGAGCAUGUGCUGAACCGAGCACGUGGGAGGGUGAGGGAAAGACUAAGGCAGCAAAGAAAUUCUGAUUCGGAUACUAACUUGGUAAGCUUAAAUGGGUCAGAGAGUCAGGUGAGUGAAAUCAAUGGGAGUGUAAGGGACUCGAGUGGGAGCGAGACUGAUUAUGGUGCAUGGUCGAAUGAUCAGAUGGGUGUGCGAAAUGAGCGUGGGGAUAAUAAUUCUUCCAGUAGGGAACAGUCUCCUGAUCUUGGUGAAGUCGAGAGGGAGAGGGUGAGGCAAAUUGUUCGUGGAUGGGUGGAGAGUGGUAUUAAUGAUGUUUCAUCCAAUGUAAGCCAGAGAAAUGAUAAUCGUAGAGCAGAGUGGCUCGGUGAUACUGAACGUGAAAGAGUCCGGAUUAUUAGGGAAUGGAUGCAAAUGGCAAGUCAGCAGAGAGGGACUCGGGCAGGAAGAAGAGAAGAUCGGGGAUCUCUUGGUGCACAAGUUGAUAGGGUUGGUGAUGGUGCACAAGGUGACCAGAUCCGUGAAGGGCUAGCAGUUGAAAAUGAAGAAGGGCAACCAGAGCAUAUUCGUCGAGACCUCCUGAGGCUACGAGGAAGGCAGGCUGUAAUUGAUUUGCUCAUGAGGAUUGAAAGAGAACGGCAGAGGGAACUUCAGGGUUUGUUGGAGCAUCGUGCAGUGUCUGAUUUCGCUCAUCGCAACCGGAUUCAGUCACUUCUUAGAGGAAGAUUCUUGCGAAACGAGAGGCCUGUAGAUGAAGAGAGAGCUCCUUCCAUGGCGGCAAGUGAACUUCUUCAACUAAGAGAACGCCAUACGGUUUCUGGCUUACGGGUAGGGUUCCGUAACAGGCUGGAAAAUAUUGUCCGAGGACAAGCUACCAGCAAUACUAGUAUCACUGAUGACGAUAACAGCAACAAUUCCAGGAAUGCUCGAGCUAUGGCUAACACAGCUGAGAAUGUUCAGCAUCUAACCAAUGAAAGAUUGAGUUCUUAUAUACAGGGAAACAGUGGUCACCUCUUGCCUGACGAAACAAGCAGGUUGGAAAGCAAUCAAGCAAAUGCUGAUAGAAAUUGGGAAGAAGAUACCAGUCAAGGACCCACAGAAAGAAACUUGCAAGAAAACUCAGACAAUGAUUUGCGCCAAGAAGCUGCUGAAAAUACAAAUGAAGCUCAUAUGGGCGAAGUCCAUGGUGUUUGGCAUGAUGAUGAUUCUAGACAAGGUGAUGGAAACUGGUCCGAGGCACUGUCUGAUGCCCCAAGGAGUCGCCGUGUGGUACCAUUGAGAAGAUUUAACAGGUUCCAUCCACCGGAUGAUGACAAUGUUUACAGCAUGGAACUCAGAGAGCUCUUAAGCAGGAGAAGUGUUUCUAAUCUACUACGUAGUGAUUUCCGUGAAAGUCUGGAUCAACUGAUACAAUCAUAUGUUGAAAGGAGAGGACGUACUCAUGUGGAUUGGGAUCUUCAAGGGGACCUGCAAGCAGAAAACCCUGAUUCCCCAGAACGUGAUCAAGCGCAGCAAGGCUUUGGACGGAAUGAUGACCAGCUUGAUGGCAUCAAUCGUCCGCCACAAGUGCUACCGACCCCACCAGUCCCUCCACCCCGGCCUACAUGGCAUCAGGAUUUACAUCACACUAGUUGGCCUCGUCAUUCUAUGCAUCGGUCUGACAUGGAAUGGGAAAUGAUGAAUGACCUGAGAGCAGACAUGGCAAGACUUCAACAAGGCAUGAACCACAUGCAGAGAAUGCUUGAGGCCUGCAUGGAUAUGCAGUUGGAGCUUCAGCGUUCGGUCAGGCAAGAGGUCUCUGCUGCUUUAAACCGAUCUGCUGGUGACAAAGGUCUGGGACCGGAAACAUCAGAAGAUGGGUCGAGAUGGAGUCAUGUAAGAAAAGGGACUUGCUGUGUCUGCUGCGAUAACCACAUCGAUGCACUCCUGUACAGGUGUGGGCACAUGUGCACUUGUUCAAAAUGCGCAAACGAGCUGGUCAGGAGCGGGGGGAAAUGCCCUCUGUGUAGAGCUCCGAUCGUGGAGGUCGUCCGUGCUUACUCCAUUCUGUAAGUCCCAAAACAGAGAAGAGGAAGAAGAAGAAGAAGAAGCAAGAAACAGAAUAAGAGAGAGAGAGAGAGAGAGAUUUGGAAGAAAAGGACAUGGGAAGUGGUUGAUGUCUGAAGGAGAAGAAAGUGUCGGAUGGGUUUUGGGGUGAGUUGAUGACUCUCGAUGUCUGUUCAUGGCAUCUCAUGUACCUUCAUAUUCACUUGUGUAUAGUCGGGAGUAAAACCUUAUAGAAAAUUGCCUUCAUUGAUUCAUUCCCCCAUCAUGUGUUUCCCAUCUUUCUGCACACAUUUUGGCUUUACAUAUAACCUCCUUAUAUUCC